Messenger RNA from Cebus imitator (Panamanian white-faced capuchin), 1237 nucleotides. It is a transcript of the gene MRPL39, whose product is annotated as mitochondrial ribosomal protein L39. Bases 65 to 1081 code for a protein of 338 amino acids. The record is from RefSeq and is a predicted model, not a curated record. The transcript is spliced from 10 exons. Gene Ontology annotation, cellular component: mitochondrion. Gene Ontology annotation, molecular function: RNA binding; nucleotide binding. NCBI's taxonomy places the organism in Eukaryota, Metazoa, Chordata, Mammalia, Primates, Cebidae.
CACGCUCGGUUUCCGGGGGAGGACGGCGGCGAAGGACCUGCGCGCGACGGUUCUCACCACUGCUAUGGAGGCGUUGGCUAUGGGGGUCCCGGCGCUGCGGCUUUUGCGGGUCGCACCCGGUGGCGGGGUCAGCCGGAGAUUUAUAGCAACAUCGCCAGCUUCUCAGCUGUCACCGACAGAAUUGACAGAAAUGCGGAAUGAUCUCUUUAAUAAAGAGAAAGCCAGGCAGUUAUCAUUAACUCCCCGAACUGAGAAGAUAGAAGUUAAACAUGUUGGGAAAACUGACCCUGGUACUAUCUUCAUGAUGAAUAAAAACAUUUCAACUCCCUACAAUUGUGCCAUGCACCUAAGCGAGUGGUACUGCAGGAAGUCCAUUCUGGCUCUAGUGGAUGGACAGCCGUGGGGCAUGUAUAAGCCUUUAACAAAGUCCUGUGAAAUUCAGUUUCUUACUUUCAAAGAUCGUGAUCCAGGAGAAGUGAAUAAGGCUUAUUGGCGUUCUUGUGCUAUGAUGAUGGGCUGUGUGAUAGAGAGGGCAUUCAAAGAUGAAUAUAUGGUCAAUUUGGUCAGAGCUCCAGAAGUUCCUGUAAUUUCUGGUGCCUUCUGUUAUGACGUAGUUUUGGAUAGCAGACUUGAUGAGUGGAUACCAACAAAAGAGAACUUACGUUCCUUCACAAAGGACGCUCAUGUUUUAAUUUACAAAGAUCUUCCAUUUGAAACUCUGGAAGUUGACGCAAAAGUGGCAUUGGAAAUAUUUCAACACAACAAAUACAAAAUAGAUUUCAUCGAAGAGAAGGCAUCUCAGAACCCUGAGAGAAUAGUCAAGCUACACAGAAUAGGUGACUUCAUUGAUGUGAGCGAGGGCCCUCUUAUUCCAAGAACAAGUAUUUGUUUCCAGUAUGAAAUAUCAGCAGUUCACAGCCUUCAACCUACCCAGCCAAGUCUCAUACGAAGAUUCCAGGGUCUGUCUUUACCCGUUCACUUAAGAGCACAUUUUACGAUAUGGGAUAAGCUGUUGGAAAGAUCUCGUAAAAUGGUAACUGAAGAUCAAACUAAACCAACAGAGGAAAGUACAUCUACCUAAUAACUUUCUAAAAUUUAAAUAUGUAUAAUAAAAUAAAUGUUUUUAAUAUAAUGUUUGUGUGUGCUUAUAAAGAUUAACUCUUUCUCCCUAAGAUUGAUAGUGAGUUUUACUUUUUCCUUUAUGUUGCUCAAAAUAAAAACUGUCAAAAACAAGUCA